This is a messenger RNA of Coregonus clupeaformis (lake whitefish), 1190 nucleotides long. RefSeq lists its product as uncharacterized. The coding region runs from base 142 to 999 and encodes 285 amino acids. The record is from RefSeq and is a predicted model, not a curated record. Gene Ontology annotation, biological process: regulation of apoptotic process. NCBI's taxonomy places the organism in Eukaryota, Metazoa, Chordata, Actinopteri, Salmoniformes, Salmonidae. The transcript has 6 exons.
UAAACGUAGUUACAUAAAGGAAAAAGUUUGCCUCAGCCAUAUUUUAGGUUUUUAGGACUUUUUCAGGUCUUUAAGUCUUUUCAGUCUUCAGAUUUACAUUUACUACCAGAACCUGUUUUGUUAGACCUCUAUCCUUUGGCCAUGGAAUUUCUGAUGUCAUACAAGAAGGACCUGUGCAAGUGGUUAUCAAUGAAGGAUGCUAAGUAUAUCAUUGACAAGUGUGAAAAUAUCCUAACAGCUAAACAGGAUAAGGCUAUUGGCAAACAAAAAACUGAUGCAGGGAAGAUCAGUCUUCUUUUGGAGACAUUCAUUGAAAUGGAAGAUAGUAAAUGUGAGGAAUUCCUUAAGAUACUGAAGGAAGAGCAGACACAUUAUCCAGGCCUUCAACAACAUUUCAACAAGCGCACACAAGCGUCAUCCAGCCCAACGGUGUAUGCGGAAUGCAACAGCACUGUUGAUACCAGGAAAGUCACCAAUGUCAGAGGUAUAAAAGACUUAGACAUGCAUGUGAACAUUCAAGCAGGAUCGGGGAAUCCAUCUGGAAUGAACCUCAGCCAAACAACCCCACAUGCAGAAAUGGUUGCAACAAACCACAGCCAUAUAUUUGCAUCAGAGAUAUCGAACUGUACAAUUGAUGGCAACCUCAAUAUGUCUGUGUUACAGACCCCAGCCCCACAGUGUCCAGGACCAUCACAGCCCAAGAACAUGCCAUUUUCUGCAUCGAUUGCUUCAAUUUCAGACAAACAUGGGUUUUUGAAAAUUUACCGCACAGCUCUGGUUAGCCGGGUGAAAAAUGUGAAGGCCAUUGUAGAUGAUCUGCAGAGCGGAGGUUAUCAUGAUGAAAUGGCUGCCACGGUGAAUGCCCAGUUGACACCACAAGAAAUGAUGAGGAAGCUCCUGGAUAGCGCGACCAGCACCGGGGCUGCUGAGGCCCUGAUUCAAGCCCUUUUUAAUCAUCAGAAGGAUGUCAUGGAUGACCUGAAUGCUGAAAAAGCUUGAAGAGGUCAAUUUGUUAUUCAUUAUCAUUUCUCUAUAUCAGGGCUAUUUUUAAACUUUUUUAAUCACUGUUUUAUUAAUCUUAAACACCUGCCUGGUCUUGUCACGUACGUUAAGAAACGGGUCGGACCAAGGUGCAGCGUGAAAGGCGUACAUGUUUAUUAACUAAUAAACACACGACACAGUAACCAAAA